AUGGAGUAGCUAGUCCAAGCAAUAGGAGUUUUCGUCAAUCCUUAAAGUUAAUCAGAGUAGGUUAACCAAGCAGAUAAAUAUUUAAAAAACAUUGAAAGAACAAAGGAAUGUUGGCUUCUCGCUUUAUAAAUAUUAGAAAUCCCUAAAGGAAACUUUUAACAAGAAGUUUAUUUAUUAGCAGCUAAAAUGUUAAAAUCUAAAAUGGAAUACGAUUUUGCUUAACUUUCUGCAGAAGAAUAACAAGAACUUCCUUCUAAGUUGAUGAGAAUUAUUUAACUCCACAAGGAAGGAUCUAGAGGAACACAAUCUUCUCUUGUAGACGCCUUUAUAUUUUGCUAUCUUCACAUGUAUGAUAAAUGGCCAGAUUUCAUAGAUUUUAUGAAAUCUAACUUCUAUACUGACCCUUCUAUGCAAAACUAUAUAUUUUUAAUAUAUGAGUAUCUUCCAGAUAAUGUCUAUAGUACCACUAUUGUAAUUGAUGAUGAACACAGAAACAAAAUGAUUACCUACUUCAAAGAGAAUUUACAAAAGAGAGUAGUAGAAGAGUUAAAUUUAAUAGCUUAAAGCUAAAACAUUAAUGAAAAAAGUUAGUACUCUUUGCUUAAAAUUAUGUCUAAUUGGGUUGAUUUUAAGACAAACUCUUCUUUACUUUCUGUUUUGUAAAAUCAUGCUGUCUUCAAUUUAGCUUUAAGAAGUAUGAAUAACGAAACUUUGCAAAAGUACAGUGCUAAAACAAUUGUAGCUGCCCUUCGUUAGUUAAAAAACCAAAAAGAAUAGCUUGAGUACAAAGAACUCUUUUUACACAUUGCAUCAUUUGUUUUUAACUAUUUUACUGAUUGUGAACGUGCUUAUUAAAAUGAAGACUAUGAAUCUGUCUAAAACUAUUCUUUAGUAUUCUCAAAAUUUGGCUCCCGCGCUAUUUCUUAGUUUAUGAACCCUGAUUCAAUAGAUGCAGCUUGUGAAUAGUUCCUAUUAAAUAUGCUUAAAGUAACAAAAUAUGAAUCCGCUGAACAUGAAGAAGAUCUUGCUGAUUUUUGGAUUGAAUUUUUGUUAAAAAUAAUUGUUAAUAAAGAUGCUAAUCAAAAGAAGAUCUUAACAGAUCGUUACACUGUGCUUAUUUAAGAUUUACUAAAUACUUGUAUAUUAAAAUCCAUGUAUGACCAAGAGAUAUUUUAACUUUUCUAAGAAAAAAACUCAAAAGAAAUAGACAAUAUGAAGGAAGAAUUUGAGAGCAAAAACAAAUUAAGAUUCCACAUGAAAGAAUUAGUCAACAAUAUUAGCAAUUUAAUCGGAGCUGAGUAAUUUAUUAGAUACUGUGCAUUUUAAAUGUAAAGCAAUGGCAUUUUGGAAGAAAUCGGACCUAAUUAUCCCAUCCUUAAAGCAAGAUAGUUAGAAAGUAUUUUAUCAUGUCUCAAUGAAGUUGUUUUUAAAGCUAAAAGAAAUGAGCCCAUUUUGCCUAACUAAGGAGAUGAUGGUAAUUUGGGAGAUAGUGAAGAUGAAGAAGAUUACAGAGAAAUAUUUUCAGAGACUUCGAAGACACACAUUUUUGAUAUAUUACAAAAUGUUUUAAAGGCUUAAUAUGUAUGGAUAAGACUCAAUAGAACUAUUCUCAAUUUAAUUAUCUCCAGUUCUGAUUUCUUACAAUAAAAUUUAGAAGUCUGUGGAUUGGCCUUUGAAUUAAUAGUCCUCCACCUAGAAACACCUUUGGUUACAGAUUUAUCUUAAAGUGGAUUUGAAGUUUUGUGCAGAGAUUGCCCUUUGUUUGUCUAAAAAAAUAUUGAAACAUUCAUUUAGAAAGUUUAUAGCAAAAUGAUGUUUAAUUAUAAUAUAAUUGCUGGUAUUUCCCAUGCAAUUUGUGCUACUGAUGAGUGUAUUAGUUCCCACCUUAUCAGCCUUUGUUCUCCAUAUGCAAAUGACAUUUUAAAUUACACAAAACUUCCUAUUGAGCAAUAAAAUGAUAAGGAAAUUAUUGAAAGCCUUAAAAAGCCUAUUAAAGCAAUUAAAAAUAUAAUUUAAUGUGUACCAGAGCGUGAACAAUAAGGUGCUUUCCCUCAUAGUAUCCUUUAGGAAAUAUUUAAAUAAAUCUGGGAUGUUCUCAAGUUUAUUAUGGAAAAUAAGAAAAACUAUACAAGCUUGAUUGAAAAUAUUGUCUCUGUAAUUAAGCAAUUUAUCGUCAAGAUGAAUGUUGAUUUUGACAUCUUUUUCAUUGAAUUCCUCCAACAAAUUAUCAUUUUAUUCAAGCAUACUUACUAAUCAGGAAUUCUAUACAUCAUUGAAAAAUGUGUUAAAAUAUUUUAAAAUAGUAAAUAUCAUGAAUAAUUUAUUCCUUAUCUUCAACAAGCUUUUGAAACCUUGGUUGAGACUACACUUUAAAACUUAAAAUCAAUUAAUGAUUAUACUGAAAACCCAGACCUAGUUGAAGAUUUCUAUGGCUUUGUGGGGCGUUUUUUGAAAUAUUUCCCUUCAAUUUUUUUGUCUAGCAAGUUUUUAAACAAUAUCCUAAGUUCUGUUUAAAUUGGAAUUCAAUUAUAGCACAGAGAGGCAGCCAAAGCCCUUUUUGCUUUGAUGGAAUUACUGUAUGAAAUAAUAAGUCAAAAUCAUAUUUAAAAGAUUUAACACCUUGCUCAUCUUAUUGAACCUUACAAAAAUUCUUUAAUUAACUAAUAUACUCUUUAAUAUAACGUUUUGCUAUUUUAGGAGCUCUCAGAGGUUCCAAGCAAGGAAAUACGUCAAUAUAUUUAUGAUAUCUUUAUUGCAUAAAUCAGUUGUUUUGGAUCUGCUUCAAUUAAUUUCUUCUACCCAAUACUCUAAAAUAUCAAAGAAGAUAUUUGCACCAAUAAAGAAAAAGAUAAAUUCUGCAAAAUACUUUCUAAUUUAUAAUAAUAACAAAUGGAUGAAUAGGCAGAAGAUGAAAUAGCUGAUUUCUUUGUUCUUUUAGGUGAAAGAUUUAAGAAGUCAUAUCGUAGAAAUAAUUGA
Tetrahymena thermophila SB210 is the source of this 2976-nucleotide messenger RNA. RefSeq lists its product as hypothetical. Gene Ontology annotation, biological process: protein import into nucleus. Gene Ontology annotation, cellular component: nuclear membrane; cytoplasm. The record is from RefSeq and is a predicted model, not a curated record. Lineage: Eukaryota; Ciliophora; Oligohymenophorea; Hymenostomatida; Tetrahymenidae. The transcript has 2 exons.